AUGACCGUCCCUGGCCUGUUGACUGCGCACAGUUGCGUCGACCAUGUUCAUCUUAUUAUAGGUUGCGGACCUCUUGCUGCUUCCCGCUGCAGUAGAUCUCUCCAAGUCGGCGCCAAACCUGUGCUCAUAGCCCCUGCCAGCGAAGAACUCCAUUAUACGCUUGUCACAGCAAUUGAAGAUGGUCGAAUCUCUUGGGUUCAACGUGAAUUCGAAGAUCAAGACUUAAACACAUUCGGUCGCGAAGAGAUUGGACAUUAUGCCGAUGCGGUGUUUGUCACCUUAUCCCCAGAGAACCCUCAAAGCACCCGGAUUUCAGAUUUGUGCAAGCGACAACGAAUCCCCGUCAACGUCGUGGACGCUCCCAAACUUUGCACUUUCACUCUCUUGUCGACGCACCUCGAUGGACCCUUGCAGAUUGGUAUAACAACUUCAGGAAGUGGGUGUAAGUUGUCCUCGAGGAUACGGCGGGAAUUAGUGUCGGCCCUCCCAUCCAAUUUUGGCCAGGCUGUGGAGAGGUUGGGCUCCCUCCGAAGACAGAUAUGGGAACAAGACCUGAAGCUACAGCAUGAAAACAGCGUCGAAGUGGAGGCAGAAAUGGAAGACGAAGAGUCCGCAGCUCAGAAGCACACCUUCAACAAUCUGGUACGGGAAAACGACUGUGAUCCUGCGGUCCUUAGAACACGGCGCAUGCGGUGGCUGUCCCAGAUUUGCGAAUACUGGCCACUGAGUCGGCUGGCUUCUAUCACGGAUGCGGACAUCUCGACCAUCCUCGAAGCAUACAAGUCAACUGCCCAGCCUCUUUCCCCUUCCCUGCAAAACGGUGGGCCAGCCCUUGCGCUGUCCAAGCCUACCCGGACAGGUUCUAUCACACUUGCAGGCUCUGGACCUGGACAUCCCUCGCUGCUGACUAUCGCCACACAUUCGGCCAUCCAAACUGCGCAUUACAUUCUCGCAGAUAAACUUGUGCCUGCAGAAAUUUUGGCGCUGAUUCCACGUCGAACGCCGGUCCACAUUGCGCGAAAGUUCCCUGGCAACGCCGACGCUGCCCAGGAAGAACUCCUUGAACUCGGCAUGAGAGCGAUGGAACAAGGCAAAGACGUCCUUCGUCUGAAACAAGGUGACCCGUACCUCUACGGUCGAGGAGCCGAGGAAGUGACAUUCUUCCGGGACCGCGGAUACGAAGUCAGGGUCAUCCCAGGGAUCACUAGCGCACUUUCCGCACCAUUGUUCGCAGGUAUUCCGGUCACACACCGGUCUGUGGCAGAUCAAGUAGUGAUCUGCACUGGGACUGGCCGAAAGGGAGCAGCUCCAGAGCCUCCAUCGUAUCGAAAAACCAAGACUGUAGUUUUUUUGAUGGCGCUGCAUCGAUUGGACAGCCUCGUCACAAGCCUGACGCUGGAUGUACAAGGCGAAGGACAAGCGGGAUCGCGCAAACGAGCCUUGUGGCCGCGCGAGACGCCGUGCUCCGUCAUCGAACGGGCGAGUUGUCCAGACCAGCGAGUGAUUCGAUCCACACUACAACAUGUGUGCCAGGCGGUUCAAGAAGAAGGGUCCCGACCACCGGGCCUCUUGGUUGUGGGAAACUCGUGCGAGGUUCUCGAUCGACUCACGGCCGAUCAGAGGUGGAAGGUCCAAGAGGGUUUCCGCGGCAUCGAUGCAAUUGGAACCCCGACAGCGGAAUUAGACAUGUUGAAAGAGUUGGAAAGUCUAACCCAAAAGACGGAGAGGGUAGAUGGUGAUGCAGUUGUAUUGGAAAGGGCAUGA
This is a messenger RNA of Exophiala mesophila, 1764 nucleotides long. RefSeq lists its product as uncharacterized. Bases 1 to 1764 code for a protein of 587 amino acids. The record is from RefSeq and is a predicted model, not a curated record. The transcript has a single exon. Gene Ontology annotation, biological process: sulfate assimilation; siroheme biosynthetic process. Gene Ontology annotation, molecular function: uroporphyrin-III C-methyltransferase activity. NCBI's taxonomy places the organism in Eukaryota, Fungi, Ascomycota, Eurotiomycetes, Chaetothyriales, Herpotrichiellaceae.